Messenger RNA from Paramormyrops kingsleyae, 3366 nucleotides. RefSeq names its product protein kinase C-binding protein NELL2a-like. Gene Ontology annotation, cellular component: cytoplasm. Gene Ontology annotation, molecular function: heparin binding; protein kinase C binding; calcium ion binding. Lineage: Eukaryota; Metazoa; Chordata; Actinopteri; Osteoglossiformes; Mormyridae. The record is from RefSeq and is a predicted model, not a curated record.
AAAGGUCAUUCACAUCUUACACGUGCCCUCCAUCCUACAGCCACAAGGAAGGACUAUAAAAGAGCGAGACUGAUAACUUGCAGCUCCAGCCGCAAGGGUAACUGUUCAAGUCAGACGCACGUGUUUGGUGAGGAGCGACCGCCCAGGUCCAGCAGGGGGCUGGAUCAGAGCCGCUCUCCUCGCUGCCAGCAGUGGCAGAGGCGGACACUUGGCGGACGGGGCAGCUCUGCGCCGCACCUGUGCGUUUGCGCGGUCAGGGUGUUUGCACGGCCAAAGCUGCACUAAAUGGACCGCUUCGUAUUUGCUGUCAGCCCUCUGCGCCUGUCCUGCAUUUAAAGCCCCGGCGAUGCGCUGUCCGGCGUCCGUGGAUGUGUGAUACGGCAACCCGGGUGUCAUUAUCUCUCUCUCCGGCGGCUCGUUGUGUAGAAAAUCUGUUUUUUGAAACUGCAGGGAACAACAUGGACUAAUUGCUUUUUUCCUCGUUCACGAUGGGACUAUAUAAACUUUCCCUUGUGUUUGGUACAUUUUUUGUCGUUUCAGUUUUAGGCUUCGGCGUGGAUCCUGCUUUGCGCAUCAAUGUUUUCGAUGAAUUAAACCUUGGAGAGGGGUUCCCUGGAGUUUCUCAAGUCCAGGGUUUCCACAACGAGAGCCGAGCUUUUCUCUUCCAAGACUCACGCCGAAGUGUGAGCUCCUCGCCCGAUGCCUCCCGCCGCAUGUGGCAGAAGUUGCGUGGCAGCACCGAGUUCACGCUGCUGGUGACCCUGCGGCAGGAUCGUGCUAGCUCAGGAGUCAUCCUGUCCAUCCGAAAUGCCGAGCACAGGUUCCUGGAGCUGGAAAGCAGUGGACAGCGAAGCGAGGUCCGCCUGCACUACCGGUCCCAGGGCCAUCAGCCUCGCACCGAGAUCUUCCCCUACGCUCUGGCGGAUGGCCAGUGGCACAAACUGUCAGUGGCUCUGAGCGCCUCCCACCUCCAGCUGCAUGUGGACUGCAACAGGGUGUAUGAGAGAGUGUUGGAGCCCCCAGCCAUGGAUUUACCAGAGGAGGCUACACUCUGGCUUGGACAGAGGGGCAGUGGCCACGCCCUGUUUAAGGGGAUAAUGCAGGAUGUCCAACUACUUGUGAUCCCUCAGGGGUAUAUUUCACAGUGCCCUGACUUGAACCGCACCUGCCCCACUUGCAAUGACUUCCAUGGACUCGUACAGAAGAUAAUGGAGCUGCAGGACAUCUUGGCCAAAACGUCCAGCAAGUUGGCUCUAGCUGAAGACAAGAUGACCGACCUGGACCGGUGCUACUGCGAGCGCACCUGCAACGUAAAAGGCGUGGUCUACAGGGAGGGCGAGGCCUGGGCAGACGGCUGCAGAAACUGCUCCUGCAUGAACGGCACGGUUAAGUGUGAGAUCAUUACCUGCCCCCCUGCCCAGUGCCCCCCUGAUGCUACCCCCGUUUAUGUGAAUGGUUCGUGCUGCCAGGAAUGCCAGCUGGUGUGCCUGUUCGGUGGAAGAGUGUACGUGGAAGGGGACAGGAAGGCGAUGCAUCACCCCUCCGGAACAUGUACUCUGUUCGAAUGCCAGGACAGGGCGAUGCGUCGAGUGGAGCCCCCUGGCUGCCCGGAGCUGAACUGCUUGGAAUCAGAGCAGAUCACCCUCACAGACCGAUGCUGCAGAGUCUGCAAAGGGCACGACUUCUGCGGCGAGGGUCACGGCUGCAUGGAGAACUCAGACUGCAUCAACCUGGAGGCGGCGGCCUGCUGCCAGUGCCGGGACGGCUUUCGGCCACUGCGUGCCGACGAGGCUUACUGUGAGGAUGUGGACGAGUGUGCAGAGGGCAAGCACUACUGUCGUGAGAACACAGUGUGCGUCAACACAGCCGGCUCCUUCCUGUGCGUCUGCCUCGCCGGCUACGUCCGUAUCGACGACUACUCCUGCACAGAGCAUGAUGAGUGCCAGAGUGGGAGCCACAGCUGUGAUGAGAAUGCACUGUGCUUCAACACCGUCGGGGGGCACAGCUGCUCCUGUAAACCAGGAUACACUGGCAAUGGCACAAUUUGCAAAGCCCUUUGUGACGGCCGAUGUGAGAACGGGGGUACCUGCGUCUCCUCAAAUACCUGCGUCUGCCAGCAGGGUUUCACAGGGAAGAGUUGUGAGACAGACAUAGACGAGUGCUCCGACGGGUUCGUGGAGUGUGACAGCCGGGCCACUUGUGUCAACCUGCCAGGAUGGUACCACUGCGAGUGCCGUGAUGGUUACCAUGACAACGGAAUGUUUUCACCUAACGGAGACUCCUGUCAAGACAUAGACGAGUGCCGGACGGGGAGGAAUACCUGCGCCAACGACACCGUCUGCUUCAACCUGGAGGGGGGGUAUGACUGCAGGUGCCCCCACGGGAAGAACUGCACAGGGGACUGUAUCCACGAGAACAAGGUCAAACACAACGGGCAGAUCUGGGUUCUGGAGAGUGACAGGUGCUCCGUCUGCUCAUGUCAGAGCGGGCUGGUCCUGUGCCGGCGGAUGGUGUGCGACUGCGACAACCCCACGGUGGAUCUGUACUGCUGUCCGGAGUGUGACCCGCGUCUCAGCAGCCAGUGUCUGCACCAGAGCGGUCUGAGGGCUUACAGCAGCGGGGACACCUGGUUGGAGGGCUGCCAGAAGUGCCAGUGCUUGCGGGGAGAGGUGGACUGCUGGCCACUGCCCUGCCCACUGGCUGACUGCGAGUUCACGGUGGUGCCCGAGGGCGAGUGCUGCCCACGGUGCGCCGCCGACCCAUGCCAGGCCGACGCCGUCCGCAACGACCUCACCAAGACGUGCACCGACGAGCUGGGCAUAGCUCGCUUCAGUGGGGCAUCCUGGACCAAGCAUGGCACCGAGUGCACGCUCUGCCACUGCAAGAAUGGACACAUCUGUUGCUCAGUGGACCCCCUGUGUCUUUAGCCGCUGUGAUGGGCCUGAGAGGCUUUUGUACAGUCUUCUUUCCAUAAGAACUACCCUUCCCAGAAACCCCUUUAUACCAAAAAAACAGUGUCAUGGCGCACCAAACAGACGAUGGACCCUCGACCCUCUCCCCGCAGUAUUCCUCAACACGCGUGCCGGCCUGUUGUGAGGACGUGAUCUACAUCUACGACAGGACUUUGUAAAAAGUACCCGUACUGGCAUGAGCCUUCUAGCUGUUGAAAACUGAUUGAUUUUUUAAUCCAUUUUCAAUGCAGAAUAAGUGUCUGGGAAUCCCCUUAAGUAACAAUUUCGAAUGUUUUAUUUAUGACUUUAUGAGCAUCGUGUGUGUUCAGUUAUUUGGUGACACUGUUUUGUGUUUAAUUUAUCCUGUAACUUGCUCCUGUGAUGUGGUGAAGUAAACAUGUUUGUUUACAGUUCA